Vicugna pacos (alpaca) is the source of this 1192-nucleotide messenger RNA. Lineage: Eukaryota; Metazoa; Chordata; Mammalia; Artiodactyla; Camelidae. The record is from RefSeq and is a predicted model, not a curated record.
AUAAAACAAAUCCAUUUUUUUUUCUUUCUCCCACAGACAGUACAGCCUGGGUCUCCAUGAAGGCAAUGCCAAAUUUCACAGAUGUGACAGAGUUUAUUCUUCUGGGGUUGAUCAGUCAUCAGGAGCUUCAAGUUCUCCUUUUUGGGGUGUUCCUAGUAGUUUACAUGAUCAUGCUGUUAGGGAACAUUGGUAUGAUUAUUUUGAUCAGCAUCAGUCCCCAGCUUCAGACCCCUAUAUACUUUUUCUUAAGUCAUCUGUCUUUUGUGGAUGUGUGGUUCUCUUCCAAUGUUACUCCCAAAAUGCUGGAAAAUUUAUUAUCAGAGACAAAAACCAUCUCCUACGUGGGGUGUCUGGUGCAAUGUUACUUUUUCAUCGCCCUUGUCCAUGUGGAGGUAUAUAUCUUGGCUGUGAUGGCCUUUGAUCGCUACAUGGCCAUCUGCAACCCUCUGCUUUAUGGCAGUAAAAUGUCCAGGACUGUCUGUAUUUGGCUCAUCUCUGUGCCUUAUGUCUACAGAUUCUCUGUUAGCCUGAUAUGCACCCUGUGGACAUAUGGCUUGUACUUCUGUGGAAAUUUUGAAAAUAACCACUUCUAUUGUGCUGACCCUCCUCUCAUCAAGAUUGCCUGUGGUGGGGUCCACAUCAAAGAAUACACCAUGAUAGUUAUUGCUGGGGUGAACUUCACGUAUUACCUUUCAGUGGUCCUCAUCUCCUAUAUCCUCAUAGAAAUAGCCAUGCUACGCAUGCACUCUGCUGAUGGGAGGAAGAAGGCGUUCUCCACCUGUGGGUCCCACUUGACGGCUGUUACCAUGUUUUAUGGGACUCUCAUAUUUAUGCAUUUCAGGAGGCCCCCUGAAGAGUCUGUGGAGCAGGGGGAAAUGGUAGCUGUGUUUUAUACCACAGUGAUUCCCAUGCUGAAUCCUAUGAUCUAAAGUUUGAGAAACAAAGAUGUGAAAGAGGCAGUCAACAAGGCAAUCAUCAAGGCAAACUUGGGGCAGUGAAACUGCAAUAGAUAUUUCUGAGUACAUUGCUACUUGUGAUAAGUGUGUAGGCAUGAAAGUUCCUAGCUCAAUAGAGACUGUCUAAAGGCAACUCUUACAUAUACUGAGCUCCAGUCUAACCCAGUGAUGCUUUUACCCCAUGAAUGGCCUCUAAGUACCAAGAUUGUUACUCCACAUAUGCAACUAUAUGAUUC